Cuculus canorus (common cuckoo) is the source of this 2472-nucleotide messenger RNA. It is a transcript of the gene BOP1, whose product is annotated as BOP1 ribosomal biogenesis factor. Gene Ontology annotation, molecular function: ribonucleoprotein complex binding; protein binding. The record is from RefSeq and is a predicted model, not a curated record. The transcript has 17 exons. The coding region runs from base 263 to 2341 and encodes 692 amino acids. NCBI's taxonomy places the organism in Eukaryota, Metazoa, Chordata, Aves, Cuculiformes, Cuculidae. Gene Ontology annotation, biological process: maturation of LSU-rRNA from tricistronic rRNA transcript (SSU-rRNA, 5.8S rRNA, LSU-rRNA); ribosome biogenesis. Gene Ontology annotation, cellular component: PeBoW complex; preribosome, large subunit precursor.
ACGUCCCCUUUAGCAUCGGUAUUUCCUGAAUGAGCCAGCCCCAUGCGCGCAUGCGCAGUGCUACCCACAAGCCGGGACAGGGGGCGGGGCCGUGACCUUUGACCCCCCGCGCCCACGUGGUGCUGCACGCGGGGUUCAGCUAUGGCGGAGCCUUUCCAAGGUGCGGAGAGCGAAGAGGUGACGGACAGCGAGGAGGAGAGUGUCUACUCGGGGCUGGAGGAGUCGGGAAGCGACAGCAGCGAGGAGGAGGAAGAGGAGGAGGAUGAAGGCUCUGAUGGCUCCUCACCCCCCCCGACGCGGACUCCCAGGAAGAGCAAAACCUUGGAGGACGAGUCAGCGUUGGAGGGCAACGAGGCUCUGCUCGCUCAGAACGAAUAUGAAGAAGACAGCUCAGACGAGGAGUGCAUCCCUCUCGGUGCCGGGGUGGUGCCAGCAUGGCAGUGGGCAUCGGCAGCUCACGCUCGGGCUUUACUUCGCUCCUACUGAGAACGACAUUCGCAACACGGUGGGCAACAUCCCCAUGGAGUGGUACCAGGACUUCCCACACAUCGGAUACAACUUGGAUGGCAAGAAGAUCUACAAGCCCAUCCGGAACAAGGAUGAGCUGGACAUGUUCUUGGAGAAGAUGGAGAAUCCCGACUACUGGCGAACAAUCCAGGACAAGAUGACGGGAGCAGAUAUAAAGCUGACGGACGAGCAGGUGGAGCUGGUGCAGCGGCUCCAGAGGGGACAGUUUGGGGAUGUCCACUUCAAUCCCUAUGAGCCGGCCGUUGACUUCUUCACCCACGAGGUCAUGAUCCACCCGGUGACGAAUCGCCCGGCAGACAAGCGGAGCUUCAUCCCCUCUCUCAUCGAGAAGGAGAAGGUCUCCAAGCUAGUCCACGCUAUCAAGAUGGGUUGGAUCAAGCCCCGCAAGCCCAAGGAUGACACACCUACCUACUAUGACCUUUGGGCCCAUGAAGAUCCCAACUCCAUCCUGGGCCGCCACAAGAUGCACGUCCCAGCCCCCAAGAUGAAGCUGCCUGGGCACGAGGAGUCCUACAACCCACCGCCCGAGUAUCUGCUCAGCGAGGAGGAGAAGCUGGCGUGGGAGCAGCAGGAGCCGGCCGAGCGGAAGCUGAACUUCGUGCCGCAGCAGUACCGGUGCCUGCGGGCGGUUCCCGCCUACCCGCGCUUCAUCCAUGAACGCUUCGAGCGUUGCUUGGACCUCUACCUCUGUCCACGCCAGAGGAAAAUGCGGGUCAACGUGGAUCCAGAGGAUUUGAUUCCCAAGUUGCCAAAGCCACGGGAUCUGCAGCCCUUCCCAACCACCCAGGCCUUGAUCUACCGUGGACACACCAGUCUGGUGCGUUGCCUCAGCAUCUCUCCCACUGGGCAGUGGUUGGUCUCAGGCUCUGAUGACGGCACGGUGAGGUUCUGGGAGGUGUGCACGGCUCGCUGCAUGAAGACCUUGCCUGUGGGUGGCGUGGUGAAGAGCGUCGCCUGGAACCCCAACCCCACCAUCUGCCUGGUGGCCAUCUGCGUGAACCAGUCAGUGCUGCUGGUGAACCCCUGCCUUGGGGACAAACUGCUCUACGGGGCCACCGACCACCUCCUCGAGUCCUACGAAGCACCGGAGGAGGAACGCAUCCAACCUGUGCAGUGGGUGACGGCCAACGUUGAGGAGCACAGCAAAGGCAUCCGCUUGCUCAUCCAACACAGCAAGGCCCUGAAGCAGGUGACCUGGCACGGCAAAGGUGACUACUUGGCCAGCGUCGUGACUGACAACAGCAACAUGCAAGUCCUGAUCCACCAAACCAGCAAACGUUGGAGCCAGAACCCCUUCCGCAAGAGCAAAGGGCUGGUGCAGUGCGUGCUCUUCCACCCCAUCCGACCCUAUUUCUUCGUGGCCACUCAACGCUACGUCCGUGUCUACAACCUUCUCAAGCAGGAGCUCACCAAGAAGCUGAUGGCCAACUGUAAGUGGGUGUCCAGCAUGGCCAUCCACCCUGGAGGUGACAACAUCAUCUGCGGCAGCUACGACAGCAAGCUGGCGUGGUUUGACUUGGACCUCUCCACCAGGCCCUACCAGCUGCUGCGGCACCACAAGAAAGCCCUGCGGAGCGUGGCCUUCCACAAACAUUACCCGCUCUUUGCUUCCGGCUCGGAUGAUGGGACCGUCAUCGUUUGCCAUGGCAUGGUCUACAACGACCUCCUGCAGAACCCACUGCUGGUGCCCGUCAAGGUGCUGAAGGGCCACGUGCAGACCUUGGACCUGGGUGUCCUUGAUGUCAUCUUCCACCCCACCCAGCCCUGGGUCUUCUCUUCUGGAGCUGACGGCACCGUCCGGCUCUACACGUAACUGCCGUCAGCGCCAGCAACGCCCCCGACCCAACGCCAGCACCUCGUGAUGGGCAACUCCAGGACAUCACGUUCUGCUGGGAACAUCGAUCCCGUUCCUCCACACCGAAUCCUUCCUCAUUAAAGUAUUUU